AUUGAUACAGGAUUUGCUGGUCUAGCAAAAUGAGUCUUCUACGACUAUCCACUCGCAAGGCAUUUGCCUCUUUACCUCGUAAUUGCAAUGCCUCCUCUUUUUCAUUGAGCCUCUUGAACAGAAAUCAUACUUUCGGCAAUAAUCGCAUUACCUCAUGUCUUUCCGCUGCUGCUUUUCAUACCUCUCCUCUGGCUUUAGCAUCUCCAUCCACUAAACCUGCUAGUAAUGCCGAGGCUUUUCUCAAUGGACCUUCCAGCGCGUAUAUCCAGGAAAUGUACGCGGCUUGGCUGCAAGAUCCCAAGUCUGUCCAUCUCUCAUGGCAGAGCUACUUUAAAAAUCUUGCCUCCAAUGGUCAAGCCCCUGCUUUUUCUGCUCCCCCUACGCUGAUCCCAUCCUUUUCAACUCAAGUUAUGGGUGCCGAUGGCGCUCCGUCUUUGCACGAGUCUGGCUCCGACAAUGGAGCUAUUCCUGCAGACUCGAUUCUUGACCACAUGAAGGUGCAACUUCUUGUUCGUGCCUUUCAAGUUCGUGGCCAUCAGCUGGCCAACAUCGAUCCUCUUGAAAUCAAUUCUUUCCGCGAUCGCGUCCAGGCACCCGAGUUAGACUACACGUACUAUGGGUUUACUGAGAAGGAUCUGGACGAAAGCUUCUACCUUGGCUCUGGCAUCCUUCCUGGGUUUCUUGCUACAGAAGGCCAGACCAACCUCACUCUUCGUGAAAUUGUUGAUCGUUUGAAACAAACAUACUGCUCCACUGUUGGUAUUGAGUACGGACACAUUCCUGAUCGUAUUGCAUGCGAUUGGCUUAGAAAAAAAUUUGAAGUCCCCUCAAAAUUCAAUUAUACCAAAGAGGAGAAGCUCACUAUUCUUGAUCGUUUGAUGUGGUCUGACUCAUUUGAGCGAUUUGUUUCUACAAAGUAUCCCAGCGAGAAGCGUUUUGGUCUGGAAGGCUGUGAGAGUUUGAUUCCUGGCAUGAAAGCCAUGAUUGAUACUUCAGUAGAGCUCGGAAUCAACUCGGUGGUUAUGGGCAUGCCUCAUCGUGGUCGUCUUAACGUGCUUUCCAAUGUUGUUCGUAAACCAAACGAGUCUAUUUUUUCUGAAUUUGCAGGAUCACAGGCAAAUAGUGUCGAGGGCUCUGGUGAUGUCAAAUAUCACUUGGGAAUGAACUAUGUUCGACCCACUCCCUCUGGCAAAAUUGUUCAUCUUUCACUUGCUGCCAAUCCUUCUCAUUUGGAAGCAGUCAACCCUGUCGUUGAGGGUAAAGUUCGUGGCAUCCAAUUUUAUCAGAACGACGAAGUAGAACGUAGCAAGGCCAUGGCUGUCCUUUUACACGGCGACGCCGCUUUUGCUGCUCAGGGUGUUGUUUAUGAAACACUUGGUAUGGUCGAUCUGCCUGCUUAUACCACUGGUGGUACUAUUCACAUUGUUGUCAACAACCAGGUUGGUUUCACUACAGAUCCCCGAUUUGCUCGCUCCACUCCAUACUGCUCGGAUGUUGCUAAAACAGUCAAUGCUCCUAUUAUACAUGUCAAUGGUGAUGAUGUCGAAGCUGUUGUAUUUGCCUGUCAACUUGCAUCUGAAUGGCGUGCUGAGUUCAAAAAAGAUGUAGUGCUUGAUAUUGUGUGCUAUCGUCGCUAUGGCCACAACGAGAUUGAUCAGCCUGGUUUCACUCAGCCGCUGAUGUACCAAAAAAUUAACCAAAUGACUCCUGUCUUGGAAAAGUAUAUUCAACAGCUUCUUGGCGAAGGUUCUGUUACUCAAGAAGAGGUAGAUGCCAUGAAGAAGCGUGUUUGGGGUAUUUUGGAAGAGCAUUAUAUUCUCAGUAAAGAUUACAAAGCAUCAUCCAAAGAGUGGGUUUCGAGUACAUGGAGCGGCUUCAGGUCCCCAUCUGUUCUUGCCAAAGAGGCAGUUUCUCCUCGUCCUACUGGUGUUUCACUUGAUCUUCUCAAACAUAUUGGUACUGCCGGUGCAACGUAUCCUGCCGAUUUCAAGGUUCAUCCUAAUCUGGCUCGUAUUCUCAAGACUCGUAUCAAGAGUGUUACUGAAGGCCAAGAUAUUGACUGGGCUACUGCCGAAUCCAUGGCUUUUGGUACUCUUCUUUGUGAAGGAAAUCAUGUUCGUCUUUCUGGCCAAGAUGUUGAGCGUGGAACCUUUUCGCAUAGACACGCUCUUUUGCAUGACCAGAAAAGUGAGAAGCAGUUUGUACCCCUCAACAAUCUCGUCAGUGAAGGCAUUGUUUCCAGUCAAAGCCCUUUUACUGUCUGUAAUUCGUCGCUUUCCGAGUUUGGUACUCUUGGGUUUGAACUUGGGUUUUCUCUUGUUAACCCCGAUCAGCUUGUAAUGUGGGAAGCGCAGUUUGGUGAUUUUGCCAACAAUGCACAGUGCAUUAUUGAUCAAUUUAUUGCAUCUGGAGAGCAGAAAUGGUUGCAACGUACGGGCUUGACUAUGCUGCUCCCACACGGCUAUGACGGUCAAGGUCCAGAGCACUCUUCCGCUCGACUAGAACGUUUCCUUAUGCUCUGUGAUGAAGAUCCCUAUUGUAUGCCUGAAUUAAAUGGUACCGAAAAAGGAAGCCGAUCACGCCAACACCAGGACUGCAACAUGCAGGUUGUUUACACCACCGUUCCUAGUAACUACUAUCACGCACUUCGUCGACAGGUUCAUCGUGAAUUCCGCAAGCCUCUAAUUGUCUUUACAUCCAAGGCUGUUCUUCGCCAUCCUCUUGCCAAGUCGUGCAUUGAGGAAAUGGUUGGAAACACUCGUUUCCAGCGUUUAAUUCCCGAAGUUCUGCAUCCCAACCCUCUUACUAUUCUAUCACCCAACGGCGCAUCUGAACCCAACGCUGACGGUUCCCUCAGUUCUGGCAACUCGUUUGACCCUCGUAUUCCUUAUGCUCUUGUCACGGAUCCAGCCUAUCCUCCAGCUCUUCAAGACGGCACCACAAAGGCAGUGACUCCAUCUGGAUUCACUCUUCUUCCUCCAAACGAAAUCAAAACGCUUAUUUUCUGUUCUGGCCAAGUCUACUACAGUCUUUACCGAACGCGUGCGCUCAACAACUUGCGUCAUGUUGCUAUUGUUCGCAUUGAGCAAUUGAAUCCAUUCCCCUUCUGGGAGGUCAAAACUAUUGUUGACUUUUACAAAGAAGGACUGGAGGAAAUUGUGUAUUGUCAAGAGGAAAGUUUCAAUUCCGGCGCGUGGUUGUUUGUUGAUCCCAGACUGGAAACUGCAGUGAAAAACUCGGAUUGGUUCAAAGGUCCCAAGGAUGAUACUUUACCGGUAUCUUCUGUCUCUACACCAUUAUCCACUUCCACUAUUGAACCACCUGAAUGUGCACCUCAAUCCACCUCCUUGUUUGGACGCUUCUUUGGCUCAUCAUCUGCAUCUAAACCCACAUCUACACGUGUGUCUCCAUCACCUACUUAUUCGACCAAAUCUAUUAAUACAAAAACAAAGGGACAACAAUGGCAAGAAACCUUUGACUCCAAGCGCGUUCCUGGCGGACUAGAAAACGCACAUACUACUCCAGAAGGCCAGAAAGCCUACUCUGUUCGUGGCAGUCGCCUGAUUCGAUACGCAGGAAGAGAUAUUUCUGCUGCACCUGCAACGGGUAUCAAAAAGCAACACAAGUUUGAAGAAAAGGCAUUUUUAAGUGAAGCCUUUUUGGGUGGUGAACUGGUGUACCCACCAAAGAGUAUUGAGCAGGACUUGCCAGUGUUCUUUUAGACAUGGUAUUGACUGGCUUGUGCGGUAUUUCGUGAAUAAAUACCAUUGUGGUUAUUUCG
Messenger RNA from Batrachochytrium dendrobatidis JAM81, 3781 nucleotides. RefSeq names its product alpha-ketoglutarate dehydrogenase KGD1. NCBI's taxonomy places the organism in Eukaryota, Fungi, Chytridiomycota, Chytridiomycetes, Rhizophydiales. Gene Ontology annotation, biological process: tricarboxylic acid cycle. Bases 30 to 3722 code for a protein of 1230 amino acids. The record is from RefSeq and is a predicted model, not a curated record. Gene Ontology annotation, cellular component: mitochondrion; oxoglutarate dehydrogenase complex. Gene Ontology annotation, molecular function: oxoglutarate dehydrogenase (succinyl-transferring) activity; thiamine pyrophosphate binding. The transcript has 4 exons.